UUGAAUGCUGUUAAGAUGGAUAAGAACUCAAAGAUUCUGUUCAUCUUUGAUGGUCUAGAUGAAAGUAAACUUGAGCUGAAUUUCCGAAGUGAACAGAGGCAGCAUGACUUGAGACAGACAUCAUCUGUGAGUCAACUGCUAACAAAUCUCAUUCAAGGGCAUCUGCUCCAGUCGUCUCUCAUCUGGAUCACAUCAUGGCCUGCAGCAGUCAAUCUAAUCCCUUCUCGUUAUGUGGACAAGUGGACAGAAAUACGUGGAUUUAAUGACACGCAGAAGGAUGAAUACUUCAGCAGGAGAUUCUCAAAUAGCCAUAUUAACAAAAUCAUUUCACAAAUCAAAACAAGAAGGAGCCUCUACAUCAUGUGCCACAUACCAGUCUUCUGUUGGAUUCUUGUCUGCGUGCUUCAGGACAUGCUGUCUCCUGACAGCAAUAUGGAUAUUCCAAAAACUAUGACUGAACUGUUCAUCCACUUUCUUCUCAUCCAGACCAACAGGAAGAACCAGAUAUGUUCUGGGCAAAGUGAAACGGACAGAAGCAAGCUAAUGCAGAGACACAAAGAACACAUGCUGAGAUGGUCUGAACUGGCGUUUAGACAACUAGAAAAGGAGAACAUUGUGUUUAGCAAAAAAGAUCUGAGAGAAAGUGGCAUUGAGGACAGUGAAAUUAAAGAAUACUCUGAGGUGUGCACCGAGAUCUUCAAGAAAGACCGUAUGUUCUACAAAAGAACAUUCUACUGCUUUGUUCAUCUGAGUGUUCAGGACUUUCUGGCAGCUCUUCAUGUGUUCUAUAGUUUUGUGAAUAAGAACCAUAAGGCGCUGGAGUCCUUCACAGUGCCAAGUACCAGCAGCCAAGAAGAGGAGAGACCCAAAGAACCUCAUGAAGACGAUGUCUGCCAAGAUGAGAUGUCAUUGCACGUUCUGUUAACUAGAGCAGUGGACAAAUCCCUAGAGAGCAAGAAUGGACACCUAGAUCUUUUCCUGCGCUUCCUUUUGGGAAUAUCACUGGAGUCCAAUCAAGAACUCUUGGAAGGCCUACUGCUUCAGGUAGAGGACAUCUCUGCAAGUCUCGAGACAACCACUGAGUACAUCAAGAAGAUUCUAAGCGAGGGCAGUAAUUCUGUUGAGAGAUGCCUGAAUCUGUUACUCUGUUUACUUGAAAUGAAGGACAGCUCACUUCAUGAGAACACUAAAGAGUAUGUGAAAUCUGGUCAGCAGCUGACCCCAGCCCAGUGUUCAUUACAGGCGUUCAUACUUCUGAUGUCAGAGGAAGUACUGGAUGACUUUGAUCUAACCAUGUACAGGACGUCCCAGGAGGGUCGCGAACGAUUGCUCAUUGUGCUGAGGAGCUGCAGAAAGGCUCGAUUGAAGGGCUGUGGUCUCAGUGAAAAAUCCUGUGGGGUUAUAUCCGCUAAUCUCCAAUCUGAAAGUGCAUGCCUGAGGGAGUUGGACCUGAGCUCUAAUCCCCUGUGUGAUGCUGGGGUGGAGUGUCUGUCUGCUGGACUGAAACACACAUGCACACUAGAGACCCUGAGACUGGCUGGCUGUGGUCUCAGUGGACAUUCCUGUAGGACUCUAUCAUCAGUUCUCCAGUCAGGAAGCUCACAGCUGAGAGAGUUGGACCUGAGCUCUAAUCCUCUGAUGGAUUCUGGAGUGGAAUAUUUGUCUGGUGGACUGAAGCACAUUAACUGCAGACUGGACACACUAAGACUUGCUGACUGUGAACUCACAAGUAGUGCUUGCAAAGCAUUGGCCUCAGUUCUCCACUCAGACAACUCCCACCUUACAAAGAUGGAUCUUAAGAAGCUGGAUCUGACCAACAAUGACUUGACCGAUUCUGGAGUGAAGGAGCUGUGUGCUGCUCUGGGACAUCGGAGCUGUAAACUGGAGCUGUUGAGGCUCUCUGGGUGCCUCAUCUCACAGAGGGGAUGUGAGUUUAUAGUCUCAGCGCUGACAUCAAACCCUGACUCCCACCUCACUGAACUGGACCUGAGCUACAAUCAUCCAGGAGACGCUGGGCUACAGAUUCUAUCAGCACUGCCUGAGGGACGAGUGAAAAUGAAAGUCAAUAUUGAUAACUGUUCCAAACGCACGCUGAAGAAAGGAAAGGAGAAAUACGCCUGUGAGCUCACCCAGGACCCAAACACUGCACACAGGAAACUCUUUCUGUCUGAGGGGAACGUGAGGGUGACAGGCGUCAAGGGAGAGCAGCCGUAUCCAGAUCAGAUGUGUUGAUUGUUCUAUAGAUGAUGGGCCGUACAGGGAUCAAAAGUCAUUGGCUAACAUCAAUCAUGUUAAGGCCAAAGUUCCAGUGUCUGAAUCACACACCCUCAGACUCCAUCUGUUAUAUAUGUAAAUUAUAAGCAUAUAAUCAUGCACUUAGUUCUUUAAGCGCUUCUUAUGUGUUAUGGUUUGUAUAAUAUUGUUUUAUUUCCA
Alosa sapidissima (American shad) is the source of this 2433-nucleotide messenger RNA. RefSeq names its product NACHT, LRR and PYD domains-containing protein 12-like. Lineage: Eukaryota; Metazoa; Chordata; Actinopteri; Clupeiformes; Clupeidae. Gene Ontology annotation, molecular function: protein binding. Bases 16 to 2232 code for a protein of 738 amino acids. The transcript is spliced from 8 exons. The record is from RefSeq and is a predicted model, not a curated record.